AUGACCAACAUCACUCAUCGCUAUGACUGGCUCUUUGACAAGGUUGUGACCUACGCGAGUCGUUUCGAGGAGUUUGUGCAAAUCUAUGCAGAGAACUCCGAGCUCACGGACUGUAGUGUCACUUUUGCCGAUGCGUCACUUGACGACUUCCGAGACGCGCUGGCAAAGUACCAGAAGCAGAAGGAGGACAUCCGCAGUAUGGGGCGAACGAAGGACAUCGGCAUCUUCCGCCUUGACUGUCAAGAGAUGCAGCGGAUGCUGUUGCCGUCGCCAACAGGCUGCUUCGAUCUGCUGGCUCAGUACAUCCCUGAGCUGGCUAUGACGAGAAGAGCCGAGUUGAGCGCCGAAAUCCAGGCUGCCAAUGAUAGGCUGAAGGAGUACCCUAACAACGUGGACGAGUAUGUCGAGUUCAAUGUACAUCUGGCCAAGAUCGACGCAUCGCUGCCAUCCUUGGAAAAGCGAUUCCUCGAGGUUCAAGAGAUGGCGGAGAUCAUUCGAGAGUUCGGCAUUCGAAUCGACAGUGAGACACGCAAGGCUUUCAACGACCUUGCCUCCGCCAAGAACCAGCUCAUGGCACAGGUCUCAAGUGGAAAGGAGCGGGCGGAGGUUGACGUGGCGCACUUCAGCAAGGCCCUGGAGGUGGAAAUUCCAGAACUUCGCAAAAGUGUCGGCGAGCAGCAGUCUAGAUUGGAUGCACCCGAUCUGUCUGACACCUCCAAAAUGUCGGCUGAAAGCCGCAAGGAAGUGCUCGCUUUCCUGGACGAGCUGCAAGAUCAUGUCAAUCAAUCCGUUGAAGAAGCGGCGAAGUUCAACCGCUACCAAGACGUCCUCAAGCUCGAGCCGACAGCUUUUGAAGAUGUGGAAGAGCUGAAGGCUUCUUUCCAGAUUCGAAACAAGUUGUGGCGAGGCAUCGAUGCAUGGGAGGAGCUCAGCUCCGAGUGGAACAACUGCUCUUUCGGGACGGUUGAUGUGGAAUCCAUUCAGAAGAAGGUUGCUGAGUACAACAAGGUCGCUGUCCAGUCCGUCAAAGCAAUGCCCGACAACCAGGUGCCGCAGAUUUGGGGCGAGUCAGUCACACAGUUCAAAAACACGCUUCCUGUGGUCGUGGCGCUGAGAAACAAAGCGCUAAAGCCGCGGCAUUGGGAGAUGAUCACCUCCAUGAUUGGCCAAGAGCUGGAGCUCGAGGACGAGGAGUUCACUCUGGGCGGCCUCUUGGCCAUGGGAGUGGAUCAGCACAUGGAAGCAAUUCUGGACGUGUCUGGCAAGGCCACCGCGGAACAAGGUUUGGAGGAGAUGUUGGACAAGGUCAAGAAGACGUGGGAUGACCUGGAGUUGGUUAUUAAUCCAUACAAGGACAGCAAGGAUGUCUUCGUUCUUGGAUCCGUUGAAGAUAUCACAGUGGCUCUCGAAGACUCCCUGGUCACCAUAUCCACUAUCGCUGGCAGCCGAUACGUCGGGCCCAUUCGUGGAGAGGUGGAGCAGUGGCAGAAAGACCUCCUGCUGUUCCAGGAGACGCUGGAUGAGUGGCUCAACGUUCAGCGGAAUUGGAUGUACCUGGAGUCUAUCUUCAACGCAGGAGACAUCAAGAAGCAGCUGCCGGCCGAGUCCGCCAAGUUCCAAGAGAUCGAGACGUAUGAGUACGCCGUGGCACUGAAGGCUGCGACAAAGCCGGGACGUCUGGACCUGUUCAAGAAAGCGAGCGAGACACUGGACCAAAUCCAGAAGCAGCUGGAGGACUACCUCCUGUCCAAAUGCGUCGCCUUCCCUCGAUUCUUUUUCUUGUCCAAUGCGGCAUCCUCAGACGAAGCUGCAUUCAUGUCGCCAUCGGUCACCUUGGCGACUAAGGAUGAGCUGCUUGAGAUCUUGUCUCAGGCGAAACGGAGCGGCCCGGUCGACGAGCACAGUUGGGGCGAUGCUCGUCCGGCCGUGAACCUAGAUCCUUCCGCUCCGGGAGGAGAUGCUGCUGAAGUCCCGAUCGCGAUGAUGGCCCAGUCCGUCGCAGAGGGCCACUAUGCUUUCGACCUUGAGUGCCGGGAGCACAGGCUCCGACAGUGGGCCCGGCGCAUCGCCACCAAGCAGCAGCCGGUGUCCAGGUCCAGGUCACCGGCUGGCCGAGUGUCCGCCCCGUCCGAUGGGACCAAUCCGAACUCUUUGUUCCGCCUCCGCCAGUACCAGCACGCGUCCAGUUCGGUGGAGCCCAGCCGGCAGCCACAAGGUGGUCCAGGUGACGACGUCAGGCGCUCUUCAAUCACAACGCAGUCUCCCGUGUGGCAGCACGGGGAGCGUGUGGUCGAGCCCAAGGAGAAGAAACCAGCCAGGUCACAUACGUUACCCCGCGUCCUUUGGACGCUGGUGCCCGAUGGAGUGUGGACAGUCCAGGUACUCCUUGGGCCCUUGGGCGUCCAAACUUGCAAGAAAGCUGACGUUCGUUUGCUCUUGGGUCUUCGGGAGGGUAGGCCAGUUUCCGACUUCUGGUCGAGUUGCUACCGUCGCUUAAGCCAAGGUUCCUACCAAGUGUCUCCAGGUGGAUGGAUGAAAGCACGGCCCUGCCACAGCUGCGUUCGUCCACCAACGGAUGGGGCGCCAUCUACUUCGGCCCGUCAGUUCAACGAUGGAGCUUUCGUGCGCAAGUUUGGGGACGGCUCCAACUCCACGGACAUCCAUGCAAUGAUCUCGGGAGAAGGUGAAGAGAUUCCUUUUUUCAAGAUGCUGAAGGCCAGAAAUGGCGUCGAAAAAUGGCUCAGUGCAGAAGGCGGUGUGGAGGAAUACAUGGUGAAGACCUGCAGGGCAGAAGUGAAGAAAGGCUGGGAGACCUAUGCGCUCGAGUCGGAUCGCAAGGAGUGGGUUCGGAAGCAGUACUGCCAGGUAAUGAUCACCGUGGGCUCGAUCUACUGGACACUGGAGACAGAGGAGGUGCUAAAUGCCACAGAGGGCAACAAGGUCAUCAUGAUGGGCAAGUGGUUCCAGAAGAACAAAGCCCAGCUUGGGGGUCUUACGGAAUCUCGACUGCUGCCUUUGGUCGUGUACACCCGUGAACUGAUUCGCGACAAGCUGGAUAAGCUGCAGCGGAAGGGAGUCGUUGCACUUGUCACGCAGGACGAUCUUCUCGUUGAUGUGCACAACCGCGAUAUCAUCCAGGAUCUCUUCGACAACAAGAUCACAAGCUUCCAGAACUUCAAGUGGCAGCAGCAGCUGCGGUACUAUUGGGAUCCAGAGUUGGAUGGUGGCCACGGCGACUGCUGCAUUCGCCAGGUGGAUGCCUUCAUCCUGUAUGGUCAUGAGUACAUGGGUGCAUUGUCACGUCUGGUCAUCACCCCACUGACGGAUCGAUGCUGGAUGACUAUCACGGGAGCGCUGCACAUCAAGCUGGGUGCUGCUCCGGCAGGCCCUGCUGGUACAGGAAAGACGGAGUCCACCAAGGAUCUGGCCAAGGGUCUCGCUCGACAAUGUGUCGUUUUUAAUUGUUCAGACCAGAUCAACUACCAAAUGAUGGGCAAGCUGUACAGCGGAGUUGUGAG
This is a messenger RNA of Symbiodinium necroappetens, 3518 nucleotides long. The record is from the annotation of a GenBank genome assembly. Lineage: Eukaryota; Dinophyceae; Suessiales; Symbiodiniaceae.